CAUGGGCAGAGAGAUGUAGAAAGAUCCAGUUUCACUCGGGGAUAGGAUUUCUGAAUCCCAAGUAUCUGCUGACCAGGAUCCUCCUGCCAGUCUUCCUGUGGACCUUGAGACCAGCAUAUCCCUUCUUCUAUGGCCAGCAGAGCUGCGGAGGCUCACUAGGUCGGAGACCACUCCUGCUGCUUCCAGUGGGUAACAAAGACUGAGGGUCUUCAUGCUGCUUUUCUGACUCCCUAGAAUGGAUGUGUGUAGCUGGAAAGAAAUGGAGGUUGCUCUGGUCAAUUUUGAUAACUCAGAUGAAAUCCAUGAAGAGCCAGGCUAUGCCACAGACUUUGACCCAACCAGCUCAAAAGGCCGGCCUGGUAGCAGUCCUUUUUCCAACUGGAGAGUCCUUAUCAGUGACAAUACCAGCCAUGAAACUGCCUUCUCCAAGAUCCCAGGAGAGUAUGUGGAUCCCCCGGGGCCUGAACCAGGGGUCUUGAAUGAGGGAAACCAAAGGGUGAUCAUCAACAUUGCUGGGCUGAGGUUUGAGACUCAGCUCAGAACUCUCAAUCAAUUCCCAGAGACACUCCUGGGAGACCGGGAGAAAAGGAUGCAAUUUUUUGACUCCAUGAGAAAUGAGUAUUUCUUUGAUAGAAACAGACCUAGUUUUGAUGGAAUCUUAUAUUAUUACCAGUCUGGUGGGAAAAUACGGCGGCCAGCCAAUGUACCUAUUGAUGUUUUCGCUGAUGAGAUCUCCUUCUAUGAACUGGGUAGCGAGGCCAUGGAUCAGUUCCGGGAGGAUGAAGGCUUCAUCAAGGACCCUGAAACACUGCUGCCCACCAAUGACUUUCACCGGCAAUUCUGGCUUCUCUUUGAGUACCCUGAGAGCUCCAGUGCAGCUCGAGGUGUGGCUGUGGUCUCGGUUUUGGUUGUAGUCAUCUCCAUCACCAUCUUCUGCCUGGAGACACUCCCAGAGUUCCGAGAGGAUAGGGAGCUGAAGGUGGUCAGAGACCCCAGCAUCAAUACAAACAAGACAGGCCUCUCUCAGACCAUGUUCACCGAUCCUUUCUUCAUGGUGGAGUCCACCUGCAUUGUGUGGUUCACCUUUGAGCUGGUGCUCCGGUUUGUGGUCUGCCCCAGCAAGACUGACUUCUUCAAGAACAUCAUGAACAUCAUUGACAUCAUCUCCAUCAUCCCCUACUUUGCAACUCUCAUAACAGAGCUAGUACAGGAGACCGAGCCAAGUGCCCAGCAGAACAUGUCCCUGGCCAUCCUGAGGAUCAUCCGUCUGGUGAGGGUCUUCCGCAUCUUCAAGCUCUCCCGCCAUUCUAAGGGGCUGCAGAUCCUGGGGCAGACGCUGAAGGCUUCCAUGCGGGAGCUGGGGCUGCUCAUCUUCUUCCUCUUCAUUGGGGUCAUCCUUUUCUCCAGUGCCGUCUACUUUGCUGAAGUGGAUGAGCCAGAGUCCCAUUUCUCUAGCAUUCCUGAUGGCUUCUGGUGGGCUGUGGUCACCAUGACAACUGUAGGCUACGGUGACAUGUGCCCAACCACCCCAGGAGGGAAGAUUGUGGGCACUCUGUGCGCCAUUGCUGGUGUCCUCACCAUUGCCCUCCCUGUACCUGUCAUUGUCUCCAAUUUCAACUACUUCUACCACCGUGAGACUGAGAAUGAGGAGAAGCCAAACAUCCCAGGAGAACUUGACAAAAUCCUCAACAACAUGGGCUCCAGAAUGGGGAGCACUGACUCCCUUAACAAGACCAAUGGCAGCUGUUCCGCAGAGAAGUCCAAGAAGUGACAAACACAAGGCUUCUAGAGUCUUUCAACUGAUCUCUCUCCCCCACUCCUCUCACUGUUUUUCUAAGAUGAAAAUUAUGUUAUGUAUUCAAAAGUAUUCAAAAGGCCAUCUUUGACUGUGAGCUGUCUUAAUAAAUCCGUAUUUCUGCUCUAU
Molecule: messenger RNA, 1924 nt
Organism: Arvicanthis niloticus (Nile rat)
Lineage: Eukaryota; Metazoa; Chordata; Mammalia; Rodentia; Muridae
Gene: Kcna10
Product: potassium voltage-gated channel subfamily A member 10
Biological process (GO): potassium ion transmembrane transport; protein homooligomerization; action potential
Cellular component (GO): voltage-gated potassium channel complex; membrane
Molecular function (GO): protein binding; delayed rectifier potassium channel activity
Source: RefSeq, a predicted model, not a curated record